This is a messenger RNA of Vitis riparia (riverbank grape), 2838 nucleotides long. RefSeq names its product DEAD-box ATP-dependent RNA helicase 37-like. Bases 426 to 2294 code for a protein of 622 amino acids. The transcript has 7 exons. Gene Ontology annotation, molecular function: RNA binding; RNA helicase activity; ATP binding. Lineage: Eukaryota; Viridiplantae; Streptophyta; Magnoliopsida; Vitales; Vitaceae. Gene Ontology annotation, cellular component: nucleus. The record is from RefSeq and is a predicted model, not a curated record.
GUACGGACAGCCAUUCCAUAGAUUUCUGCUGUUUGGUACAAAAGAAAAGAAAAGAAAAGAAAAGAAGAGGAAUUUCCCUUUUUCUCCUAUUGAAUCAGGCGAGACUCGAGAACAUCCAAAUCCAAAUCUAACACUCCCAAAAGGAAAAAAAAAAAAAAAAAAUCACCAUUAUUUUCGCUCCUUGUCCGAUCUAACUCUUCGCCCUAAAGCUAGGGUUUCUGAAUUCCGGGCAACUCGCAUCACAAUCGCACCCCGUUUCUCUCUCAUCGUCUAUCCCAGGGUCUCGAUCUGCUGAUUUUUAGAUAAAAAUUGUGUACUCGACAAGGGCUCAGGCGAAUUUGAAUUUUGAUUAAAUAAAUUCUUUUUGAGGGGUGUUAGGGUUUUGGUUGUGAUUGUGGAUCCAGGAAGGAACCAGAUUUGCCAUAAUGAGAACUUCUUGGGCUGAUUCUGUCGCUAAUUCUACAUCUGACAACUUAGUUCCUGGUUCUUCCGAUAAUAGUGGGUUUGGCGCCGGUGCCCCGUCACGAUCGGGCCGAUCCUCUUACGUACCACCGCAUCUUCGUAACAGGCCACCAUCAUCAGAUCCGCCUGCGCCCUCAUACACCUCCCAGGCAUCAGCUGGUUAUGGUGGCCCUUCAGGUGGAACCCGCUGGGGUGGUGGUUCUCGGGCCGAUUUCGGGCGGUCAGGUGUGACCACAGGUGUGACCAGUGGUGGUCGAGUUGGUGGUAGCAGUGGUUGGAACACUAGAAGUGGGGGGUGGGACCGUGGGAGGGAUCGCGAGGUGAACCCCUUUGGUGAUGAUGAUAAUGCAGAGCCUGCAUUCAGUGAGCAGGAAAAUACAGGUAUCAACUUUGAUGCGUAUGAAGAUAUACCGGUGGAGACAAGUGGGGAUAAUGUGCCACCCCCAGUUAAUACAUUUGCCGAGAUUGACUUGGGGGAGGCAUUGAAUCAAAACAUCAGGCGGUGUAAGUAUGUGAAGCCAACUCCUGUUCAGCGUCAUGCGAUUCCAAUUUCUCUUAGUGGGAAGGAUUUGAUGGCUUGUGCUCAGACAGGAUCAGGCAAAACUGCAGCCUUUUGCUUCCCAAUUAUCAGCGGAAUAAUGACGGGGCAGUUUGCGCAAAGACCACGUGGAGCACGGACUGUGUAUCCACUUGCUCUUAUUCUCUCUCCCACAAGGGAACUCUCAUGUCAGAUACAUGAUGAAGCUAGAAAGUUCUCCUAUCAAACCGGUGUUAAGGUGGUAGUUGCUUACGGAGGAGCACCAAUCAACCAACAGUUGCGAGAGCUUGAGAGAGGAGUUGACAUUCUUGUGGCAACUCCAGGGCGAUUGGUAGAUUUGCUUGAGAGGGCUAGAGUAUCAUUGCAGAUGAUCAGAUACUUAGCUCUUGAUGAGGCAGACCGGAUGCUUGAUAUGGGUUUUGAGCCUCAAAUUAGAAAGAUAGUAGAACAAAUGGACAUGCCUCCGCCAGGUGUAAGACAGACAAUGCUGUUCAGUGCCACCUUUCCCAAAGAGAUACAGAGACUGGCGUCUGAUUUUCUUUCAAGUUACAUAUUUUUGGCUGUUGGAAGGGUUGGUUCAAGUACUGAUUUGAUUGUUCAAAGAGUUGAAUUUGUUCACGAGUCUGACAAGAGAAGCCACCUCAUGGACCUUCUUCAUGCCCAGAGAGCCAAUGGAGCUCAUGGCAAGCAAUCUCUGACUUUAGUUUUCGUGGAGACAAAAAAGGGUGCCGACUCAUUGGAACACUGGUUGUGUAUGAAUGGUUUUCCUGCAACUACUAUUCAUGGUGAUAGAACACAGCAGGAAAGAGAACACGCAUUGAGAUCAUUUAAGAGCGGAAACACACCAAUUUUAGUGGCAACUGAUGUCGCAGCCCGUGGUCUUGACAUUCCCCAUGUAGCUCAUGUGGUGAACUUUGACCUUCCCAAUGACAUUGAUGAUUAUGUCCACCGGAUAGGACGCACAGGAAGAGCUGGCAAAACAGGAUUAGCCACCGCCUUCUUCAAUGAGAACAAUUCUUCACUGGCAAGGCCAUUAGCAGAUCUGAUGCAGGAAGCAAACCAAGAGGUACCCGCUUGGCUCACUCGGUAUGCAUCACGGGCUUCUUAUGGAGGGGGUAAAAACCGGCGGUCUGGGGGAGGUCGUUUUGGAGGCCGUGACUUUAGAAAGGAUACGUCCUUCAAUAGGGGUGGUGGUGCUACAGACUAUUAUGGAGGGAACACUAGCAGUGGAUAUGGAAUUCCUGGAAGUUACGGUGGGGGAUAUGGUCCUGGUGUGACCAGUGCCUGGGAUUAGUUUCCAGCCAAAUACUGGAUUUGUUCUCACUUGGUAUAUAUUAUUUUUUUCUCUUCAGUAUUCAAGGAUUAUAUUCGUCUUUUGCCCUUAUUUUCACUCUUGGCGAGAUCCUCCGGGAUACAUAUAGGGCUUUGCCUCUUGAAGUGGCAUAGAAAGGCACCUAGGUUUGAUAUUAGCACCACCUAGUUUAUAUGUACAACAGGGAAUAUUUGUACAAUGCUAGAUAGGUUGGUGGUGAAACACAAAGAUUCUAGGGCUGUGAAUGUGUCUAUUAUACCAUCUUUGGUGGGUCUUAGAAUAUUUUACUGGACGGGAUGAGACAUGGUGGGAGGUUCUCCCCUGCCAUUUUUUUUGGUAGUCAUGCUCUCUGCUGGUCGGUCUCCCCUUUUGCUUUCUUUCUUUUAAGGGUGAGGGGGUAAAUUUAUUCCUUAUCGUUUAUUUUUUUGGGUGUUGUAAUGGUACACUGCUAACUUAAAUGAAUCCACAAACCUCUUGGUAACUCAAGUGCUUAAAUUCAUGAGCCUUUUGUGAGGCAUGGUUGUAA